Molecule: messenger RNA, 957 nt
Organism: Nannizzia gypsea CBS 118893
Lineage: Eukaryota; Fungi; Ascomycota; Eurotiomycetes; Onygenales; Arthrodermataceae
Exons: 2
Coding region: 1-957 (318 amino acids)
Biological process (GO): regulation of transcription by RNA polymerase II
Cellular component (GO): mediator complex
Molecular function (GO): transcription coregulator activity
Source: RefSeq, a predicted model, not a curated record
AUGUCGGUAACUGGAGUAUACUAUAUCCCAAGCAACCCUGAGUUGCCAACAACGGCAACAAGAACUGUGAUUGAUCGGUUCAAAGCAAUACAUCAACCGACCAGGCUUGGGCGCUGGGCACUAGAAUUCAAACUCCUAAGAGACACCGCAUCAUGCCUACCGGCCGCAAACUUCCCACACAACAAAGUGCCGACUCCACGAUAUAUGCACUUUCUCUCUCUUAGCCAUUACCAAAAUCAUGGCUUCAUCCGAAUCUCACCACGACCUGAGGUCGAUCCGCUGGAUCCAGCCGUAAUGGAGAAACAAAUGAACUCACCGCCCUCUCUUCCAAUAUCAGCCAUGGGAGUUUCUUCCCAGAAGUCCCCAGCGGAUGGAAAGGAUUCAACUUCACUUACUCAAGCCGAAGCCCAUACCACAGCGAUUAAGACAUUAGACCCACAAUCAUACCUGUCCUUUUUCUCCAUGACAACAAAAUUCUGCCAACCGCUCUGGAACCACCGCUUUACCGUGGUUGUCACUGGCGGAGAAGUCUAUGAAGUAGGUGACUUUCGGGUCCGGAUAGGUGAAGUUCGCCAGACAGUGCCUAGGCCUCGUCUUCGUGGAGCAAUCGUGGAAAUUGAGUACAAUGGCCCGGGUCUAAGACAGUCGGAGCCAGAUCUCACUCGGGAGCCUGAGGAGGAUUGGGAUUUCGUUCCUCUUCUCCCACACCACCCACCCCGCGAAGUUAUCCUGCCUACAGACGAAGACUGGGAGCUGGGAGUCAUGCUAAUACGUGAGUUGUGGGAGAAUUUUUCUAUUCCAGGGGCUACAGAAUCGAUUCAGGUUCCUGGGUUAGGGCUUGAGAGGCGGGAUUACCUUGGACAAAGUGCGUCGGCCCAAAGCACACGCAAAAAAGCUAAUCUCGUUGGAGUUGACCUUGCGAGACAGUACAUGGAUGUUUUCAAGUUUUACCGGUAG